This is a messenger RNA of Harpia harpyja (harpy eagle), 1475 nucleotides long. RefSeq names its product NudC domain containing 3 (gene NUDCD3). Bases 66 to 1148 code for a protein of 360 amino acids. Gene Ontology annotation, cellular component: cytoplasm. The record is from RefSeq and is a predicted model, not a curated record. Lineage: Eukaryota; Metazoa; Chordata; Aves; Accipitriformes; Accipitridae. Gene Ontology annotation, biological process: protein folding. The transcript has 6 exons.
ACGGUGCGGGGCGGACCGGAAGCGCGGCCGGGCGCGGUUGCCGUGACAGCGGGCCCGGAGCCGCCAUGGAGGCCGCGGCCGCGCUCACCGACAUGUACGACCAGGCGCUGCUAGGGAUCCUGCAGCACGUCGGGAACGUGGAGGAGUUCCUUCGGGUCCUCUUCGGCUUUCUCUACCGCAAGACCGACUUCUACCGCCUCCUCCUGCGGCCCGGGGACCGCCUGGGCUUCCCGCCCGGCGCGGCGCAGGCCAUGGCCCUCCAGGCAUUCAAAGUCUUUGAGCGGAUGGCCCGGCAGGAUGACGAGAAGAGGCGCCGAGAGCUGGAGGCGAAGCUAAGGAAGAAGGAGGAGGAGGAGGAGGCUGCCGCAGCUGCUGAGAGGGUGAAACUGUCCCCUGCAGCUCAGGAGGUUGAGGUAGAGACAACAGCAGAGCACGUCCCAGUGCCAGAUGCCGGGGAAGCUGCAGGGACACAAGAUUUGGCCGUAGCCCAGGACACAGCCACCAGUCCUGUGUCGGCAGAGCCCCCGGGGGCUGCUGCCCCAGCAGAGCCCCAGCCAGCAGAACUGCCCACGAGACAGGAGCAGUUCCAGACAAACCCUGACAGCUACAACGGAGCUGUGCGAGAGAAUUACGCCUGGUCCCAAGACUACAGUGACCUGGAGAUUAAAGUGCCCGUGCCCAAGAACAUCGUAAAAGGCAAACAGGUCUCUGUGGAUAUCAGCAGCGGCGCGAUUCGCGUAGCGGUGCUGGAAGGGAGCAGCCAGCGCGUCCUCAUGGAAGGGAAACUCACCCACAAGAUCAACACAGAGAGUUCCCUCUGGAGCCUGGAGCCAGGGAAGUGUGUUUUGAUCAACCUGAACAAGGGGGACGAGUACUGGUGGAACGCCAUCCUGGAGGGCGAGGAGCAGAUCGACAUUGACAAGAUCAACAAGGAGCGCUCCAUGGCCACGGUGGACGAGGAGGAGCAUGCCGUGCUGGACCGCCUCACCUUCGACUACCACCAGAAGCUGCAGGGCAAGCCCCAGAGCCAUGAGCUGAAGGUGCACGAGAUGCUGAAGAAGGGCUGGGACACCGAGGGCUCCCCCUUCCGCGGCCAGAAGUUUGACCCCUCCAUGUUCAACAUCUCCCCCGGUGCCGUGCAGUUUUGACAGCGGCGAAAAAUGGCCGAGAAACGAAGCAGGGAGAGGAGAAACCCACCCAGAUGCCCACCCCAGACCCUCGCACCCAACGCUGGCGCCAAUAACCCACUUGCCGAUGAUACACGCUGCCAGCACCCUUCCACUGCCUUCACCACCCUGCACCGGCACCGGCCUUGGCGGUUUGAUGUGCGUGCGGGGAAACCUGGCGAAUGCAGAUUUACGUCCCGUCACCAAGGCAACCUGAGCGGCUGGGACCCUUCUCUCCUCGCCUCGCACUGGCGACGGCUCUGUUAUUUUUCCGGAAUAGACGGAGCUCGCUGGGUGACAUAAUUAUUA